Chrysochloris asiatica (Cape golden mole) is the source of this 789-nucleotide messenger RNA. It is a transcript of the gene MTIF3, whose product is annotated as mitochondrial translational initiation factor 3. The record is from RefSeq and is a predicted model, not a curated record. NCBI's taxonomy places the organism in Eukaryota, Metazoa, Chordata, Mammalia, Afrosoricida, Chrysochloridae. Gene Ontology annotation, cellular component: mitochondrion. The transcript has 3 exons. Gene Ontology annotation, molecular function: ribosome binding; translation initiation factor activity. Gene Ontology annotation, biological process: mitochondrial translational initiation; ribosome disassembly. Bases 1 to 789 code for a protein of 262 amino acids.
AUGGCCACUCAGUUUCUGAAGAGGUUGACACUACACACCAUGAAGGCAGAUAAUAACUGUAUGCUAAAGAUGGCCCCAUCCCUGAGGGUGCCCUUCCUGGUCCACGCACCAGCGUUCUGUACGGAUGAAGGUGCCCAGGGUGCGAGAAGGAAGGUGGCCAAGACAGACACAGCCUUGACUAACAUAGGGAGGAAAAUCAGCGAGCGCAUUAUCCAUGUCAUUGAUGAGAAGGGUCAGGACUUGGGCACUAUGCACCGAGCGGAUGUAAUUAAGCUCAUGGACAGGCGAGAGCUGAGGCUGGUGAAACGCAACGCCAGUGUGGAACCUCCCCAGUACCAGCUCAUGACGGGACUCCAGAUCCAUGAGGAGCGGAUGCGGCUCCGCGAGAUGAACAAGGCCCAGCCAAAGACAGGGCCAACGCUGACAAAGGAGCUCACCUUUUCGUCGGGUAUCGGCCAACACGAUCUAGACACGAAGAGUAAGCAGAUUCGGCAGUGGAUUGAGAAGAAAUACCAAGUUCAGGUGACCGUGAGGAAAGGCAGGAAUGCAGCAGAGCCCGACGACAAAAUGGAGGUGAUACUCCAGCGAAUCCUCCAGACCCUGCCUGGGAUAGCCACCUUCUCCUCCCAGCCCCAGGCCGUGAAGGGGGGCAGGGCUAUGAUGUGUGUGCUGCGUCCUCUGAGCCCCAAGGAGGAGCGUCAGAACCAGGAGCGCCAAGAGGCCCAGGCCAGGGUCCCCCUGACCACAGAACAUGGGCAGGACACACAGCCAGAUAUUGAGCAUCGGUGA